AUGUAUUCGAACACUCUUGGGCAGCAAAGAAAUGAAUUAGCGCGGCAGCGAUUACAAAGUUUCCGAGGAUCCGCGGUCAUACCGUUUCGCAACCUGUCUCUUGGAGAUGACCAUCGUAACAAGGCGAAUAUAUCUCGCCUUACCAAGAUUUUUGAACUGGAAGGCUGUGCAAACCUGGAUCCUGAAAAUCGUAUCGCUGCAGUCAUACCCUCCGAUAUCCUGAAUGAGGUACUACAGAAGCAAAAUAUUUCCAAUUCCUCUCUUAUGGAUCCAGGGCAGUUUCCAUGUUUGGACCUUGGUGACAAAACAAUCGACAUUAUCUAUGGACGGCAUCGAUUGAUUGCAGGCUUUGAGUUUGGACUGCACGAGUGGCUAGUCGACCUAUAUCUGGACACUCUUCCCCAUGAUUCGCGAAUUGGAUUGCAAGAAGGAUUUCCUAAUAGUCUGGAGUAUACCGAUGGGGAGGUCUACCGCAAUAUACGUUUGAACCAGCUUCAGAAUAAUACACUGCAAGAGCAAAAAUGGUGGUCAAGGCUUCGCUCUGAUGGCCGUCGAACAAACUUCCGUCGUCUUCAGAAGCACAAAGACUUCUUGAGGGGGUUUGAUUUGCUUUUACCAUUCGUUGGAUUUUGGCGGCCUCUGAGAUCCUCUCAUAUUGAGCGAAUGCUAGCAUUUCGAUAUCCUCAGAUGAUAUAUCAGUACGUCUGGUCUAUCCACGUAAGAUGGAGUGCUGUGUUUUCGUCUGAUAAUCAGUAUCUUCUCGAUGCCGAUUCAAUCGGUUUACUGGAAGGGCUUUGCCCUCAUAUAUCCCUCAAAGACCGCGAACAUAUCUUAGAGCUCAUAAACUCUAAGACAGUAUUUCCAAUGGCUCUAUAUGAGCGGGAAAACCUUGCCCAAUGCCUCGUCAAUUUCCCUGGAAGAUUGAUAUCCAUCCACACCCUGGUUCAGGAUACCUUGUUUAUGAAUGGACCUGUUAAGGGCCUACAUCAACUUUGUGACAUAGAAACCAAGGGAGAUUUCCUUACUAUGAUGAGACGUUCCUGGACCUCUUUUGGAGAUCAGACUAUCGAGAUUCAGAUAUCUGAGCAUCAAUCAGUGAAAAGGGAAAAGUCGAGGACUCCAUUUGAGGUUUCGAUCCUGCAGCUUUGGCUCUUCGCACUCCGACAUUUUGUUGACAACAUACCCAAACCAGACCGAACAGACAAAAGAUCAUUCUCCGUAUGGACCAAGGCACUAAAUCUCUGGAAUCUUUCCAAGCUUGCGAAGAGUGCUGGGUUUCAAUCAACUAAGAUCACCGAACUUGCAAAUCAAAAAAGAAAAUUCAUCAAGGAGAUUCCCAGAGACCUAUUUCACACACUUUACGAUGACCAGACAGAGAAGAUGAGAGGCACAAAGCUACCAGAAGAUUUUGUGCCUCCGGUGUUGGAAUAUUAUCUCAAGAAACGGGCCCCGCGAGAUACUGAAGCGCAGAGUGCAAGCUUUACGACCGAUGACCCCAGCCAGAACGCAGAGAGGAGAUACAACACCCCAUCUUCUGAUCAGUAUUCUACACUACGUAGACACUUAUUUCUGUGGUCGAUAUUCGGGGAAGAUGUGUCUUUGAAAGAUUACCCAACCCCAUUGGGUGUUACACGCGAUAUCUUAAUCUGUUUUUUCGGUGAUAUUCAAAGACUGGUAGGUAAUCUACCAGACACUUCUCGACAACAAAACGUGGAAACUCCUGUAGUCAACAUUGACGGGCAUGAUACCGAGUACGUUUCUCCCACUCGGCAAGAUAGUGCCGACAUACAGCCAGACGCUCUUGAACAGGUGAAUAAGAGCCCAGAUAAUCAACAAACUGCCGGCGACGUUUCAAUCCUCGAACCUGAUUCAGGAAGCAUAUCUCAAGCUCAUAUCUUAGAGCACCCAGAAGCUGGCGCACCAGCUUCAGACAAGCAUCUGGUUCCACUUGCAGCUGGAUUCGAGGGUCCUGACCACAGUGGCCAAGUGAAUAAGCGAAACGGAAUAGCGCAUAGAAAAAAGGCAGAAACCAUUCUGAAGGACUGGUUUGAAUCUGAGAACACCCAAUUGGUGGUGUUCUUUCUCUUCGAGUCCCGAGAAUACUACAAAUUCCUCAAGGAGGAUGUGAAUGUGAUUCGAUCUGAAAUAAGGUUUCUAUCCCAGGAGCAUCGGUUUCUUUCGAUUCACGAAGACUACGGGCUUCAAAGUCCAGAUUUUGAUAAGACUUUGGAUGAAGCUUUACGGCAACAUCUCAUUCUAGUGGAAAGAAAGGACAAGGCUGGUAAUCCAAAUAUCUCAGAAGAUACGAUGUCUGUUGAUCAGUUAAGAGAAUAUAUGAAAGUAUGGGAUGUGAAAAGCGGGAAAAGGAAGGCUGGCGAUGAUCAAAAAAAACCAAAUAAGCGACUAUUAUUGUGA
Messenger RNA from Penicillium chermesinum, 2415 nucleotides. RefSeq lists its product as uncharacterized. The transcript has 3 exons. The record is from RefSeq and is a predicted model, not a curated record. The coding region runs from base 1 to 2415 and encodes 804 amino acids. NCBI's taxonomy places the organism in Eukaryota, Fungi, Ascomycota, Eurotiomycetes, Eurotiales, Aspergillaceae.